AUGGGACAGACUGUCACCACCCCCUUGAGCCUCACGCUUGACCACUGGUCAGACAUGAAGGCACGAGCUAACAACGAAGGAGUUGUAGUCAAAAAGAAUAAAUGGAUCACCCUUUGCGAGGCCGAAUGGGUCAUGAUGGAUGUAGGAUGGCCUCGCGAGGGAACCUUUAACCUCAGUCUUAUUUAACAGGUGGAGGGAAAAGUUUUCGCUCUGAGUCCCCAUGGUCACCCGGACCAGGUCCCAUACAUCGCCAUAUGGAGACUCCUGGCGACCGAACCCCCCCCCGUUAGGCCGUUCCUCUCCCCUCCAGCGCCCCAGGCCUGCCCCCCGAUGGCACCACCGCCCCCUCUCGCCCCUCCUGCCUCCUCCCUUUACCCUGUUCUCCCAUGAAAGGAUCCCCCUAAGACCCCUGUCCUUCCCCCAGACCCCAAUACACCUCUUAUUGACCUCCUGAUAGAGGACCCACCGUCAUACCCGGGGAAUUGGGGGCCAGAGGGACCGGCGGCCCCCGAACAUCCUCUACAGAGAGAGCGGGAGGAUGAGGCUCCGGCUCCCUCCCCAAUUGCUCCGGCUCCCUCCCCAAUUGCCGGUCGCCUCCGAGGAAGGCGCGACGAACCAGCCAAAGAAUCCAGGGCCUUCCCUCUCCGGGAGGGCCCCAAUCACCAGCUCCAAUACUGGCCAUUUUCGGCCUCUGAUUUUUACAACUGGAAGCAACAUAAUCCUCCUUUCUCUAAGGACCCUGUUGCCUUGACUAACCUGAUUGAGUCCAUUUUAGUGACCCACCAGCCUACGUGGGACGACUGUCAGCAGUUAUUGCAGACCCUCCUGACAGUGGAGGAGAAGCAGCGAGUCUUCUUGGAGGCUCGGAAGCAGGUUCCUGGAGACGAUGGAAGACCCACCCAAUUGCCUAAUAUCAUUGAUGCAGCCUUUCCCCUCACCCGCCCGAACUGGGACUUUAUGACCCCAGAAGGUAGGGAGCACCUACGUCUCUAUCGCCAGUUGCUCUUAGCGGGUCUCCGGGGGGCUGCUAGACGCCCUACCAAUUUGGCUCAGGUUAGAAAUGUGAUCCAGGGAAAGGAUGAGACACCGGCAGCAUUCUUAGAAAGACUCAGAGAAGCCUAUAGGAUGUAUACCCCGUACGAUCCAGAAGACCCAGGACAGGCGCCGGGCGUCAUCUUGUCUUUCAUCUAUCAGUCAAGUCCAGAUAUAAGGGCCAAAUUACAGAGACUAGAGGGAUUUCAUUCCUUCAGUUUGUCAGAUUUAUUGAGAGAGGCAGAGAAAGUGUUUAAGAAGAGAGAAACUCCCGAAGAGCGGGAGGAGAGGAUGUGGCAGAAACAGGAAGAAAGGGAUAAGAAAUGUCACAGAGAAAUAAGUAAAGUCCUGGCUGUAAUAUCUCAGGGACAGGGUAGAGAGGGAGUUAGGACGGGAGAUCAAAGAAGGAUACCGCUUGACAAAGACCAGUGUGCUUACUGCAAAGAGAGAGGACAUUGGGCUCGUGAUUGCCCAAGGAAACCUCAAGGGUCUCGGAGAACUAAGCCAAGGGCCACGGACCUCCUCAAUCUGGAGGAUUAGGGAAGUCAAGCAGGAGCCCCCCCCCCCCCCGAGCCUAGGAUAACUCUCAAGAUCGGGGGGCAGCCAGUAACCUUCUUAGUGGACACCGGGGCUCAACAUUCAGUCCUGACUCAUACCGGAGGCUCUCUCAGUGACCGCACAGCUUUGGUCCAGGGGGCCACGGGCAGCAGAAGGUAUCGAUGGACCACCGAGAGAAAGGUUCAGCUGGCAUCUGGACAGGUAACCCACUCUUUUUUGCAUAUACCUGAUUGCCCUCACCCAUUAUUGGGCCGAGACCUGUUGACUAAGCUCAAGGCUCAGAUCUAUUUUGAUGACAAGGGGUCGACUGUUACGGGACCCAAAGGGACCCCCCUACAAGUCCUAGCCCUAAAAUUGGAAGAAGAAUACCGCCUGUUUGAAUCCGAGCCCCCUAAGGGGCCACCACAAGAGAUGCAGGACUGGUUGAGAGAAUUUCCCUCGGCAUGGGCCAAGACUGGUGGCUUGGGGCUGGCUCACGACCAACCCCCACUUGUUAUUCAGUUAAAAGCCUCCGCCACUCCCAUUUCAAUCAAACAGUAUUCCAUGUCCCGGGAAGCCCACGAGGGCAUUAAACCACACAUCCGGAGGCUCUUGGACCAGGGGGUACUUAUGCCCUGUCGAUCCCCUUGGAAUACCCCCCUCCUGCCUGUAAAAAAGCCUGGGACAGGGGAUUACAGACCGGUUCAAGACUUGAGGGAGGUUAAUAAACGAGUUGAAGAUAUACACCCCACGGUGCCAAACCCUUACAACCUCCUCAGCACUCUUCCACCAACCCACAUUUGGUAUACGAUACUGGACUUAAAGGAUGCCUUCUUCUGUCUGAGAUUGCAUCCCCAGAGCCAGCUGCUAUUUGCUUUUGAAUGGAGGGACCCAGAGAUGGGACUCUCAGGACAGUUGACCUGGACUCGGCUCCCCCAGGGGUUUAAGAACAGCCCGACCCUCUUUGAUGAAGCCCUACACUCAGACCUGGCCGAGUUCCGGGUCAAACACCCAGCCUUAAUCUUGCUUCAAUAUGUGGAUGACCUCCUCCUAGCGGCCAGAACCCAGGCUGAAUGUUUAAGAGGCACUCGGGCCCUUUUGGCUAAACUGGGACAGAAGGGCUAUCGGGCUUCGGCCAAGAAGGCCCAGAUUUGCCAAAGCAGAGUCAUUUACCUGGGUUACACCCUGGAGGGAGGACAGAGAUGGCUCACGGAAGCAAGGAAGGAGGCCAUAAUCUCCAUACCCCCUCCAAGAAACCCCCGCCAGGUGCGGGAGUUCCUAGGUACAGCCGGCUACUGCCGCCUCUGGAUCCCGGGUUUUACUGAGAUGGCUGCCCCUCUGUAUCCUCUCACCAAGCCCGGGGUCCUGUUCCACUGGGGAGAGGAACAACAACAGGCCUUUCAACGAAUUAAGAGACUCGAGUCACCAGCCCUUGGUCUACCAGAUCUGACUAAGCCCUUUGAACUGUUCGUGGACCAGAACUCAGGCUUUGCAAAAGGGGUGCUGGUACAGAGACUGGGGCCAUGGAAGAGACCUGUAGCCUAUCUAUCCAAGAAAUUAGACCCGGUAGCUGCAGGUUGGCCCCCUUGUCUGCGCAUGGUAGCCGCCAUUGCUGUCUUGCUCAAGGACGCAGGGAAACUGACUUUGGGACAGCCAUUAACUGUGUUAUCCUCCCAUGCGGUAGAAGCUCUGGUCCGGCAGCCCCCAGAUAAAUGGCUCUCAAAUGCCAGGAUGACCCACUACCAGGCUCUAUUGUUAGACACAGACCGAGUGAUGUUCGGACCAGUUGUCUCCCUCAACCCCGCAACCCUGAUGCCCUUGCCAGACCCAUCCGAGGAGCACAACUGCCUCCAGAUUCUGGCGGAGGCCCAUGGCACCCGCUCCGACCUAACAGAUCAACCGCUGUUGAACCCAGAUUUCAUCUGGUUCACGGAUGGGAGCAGCUUCCUCCAAGAAGGAGAAAGGAGGGCCGGAGCAGCCGUCACCACCGAAUCAGAGGUAAUUUGGGCCUCGCCGCUGCCGCCCGGAACAUCGGCCCAAAAGGCAGAGCUGGUUGCGCUGACCCAGGCCCUCCGGAUGGCGGAAGGUAAGAGACUCAAGGUCUAUACCGAUAGCAGAUAUGCCUUCACCACCGCCCAUGUUCAUGGAGAAAUCUACAGAAGGAGAGGCCUCCUGACCUCGGAGGGCAAGGAAAUUAAAAACAAAAAAGAAAUUUUAGACCUCUUAAGGGCAUUGUUCCUCCCACACCAGCUCAGCAUUAUACAUUGUCCCGGGCACCAAAAGGGUGACUCUGUCAUAGCUCGGGGAAAUCGGCUGGCUGAUCUGAUGGCCUGGACAGUCGCCUUACAAACCCCCAGGGGCGGCCAACUGUUGGUCUUGCAGGACCAACAGCCAAGCAGGGACCCCAUGCCCUACAGCCCAGAGGACCAGGAACUAGCAAAGAAAAUGGGGGCAGAAUGGAGCCCCGAGCGACAAGCUUACAUCAUGGAUGGCAAAUUAGUUAUGCCAACAUCCCACACCAAAUACUUGGUCAAGUUCCUUUACGCGCUAACCCAUUUAAGCAAAAACAAGAUGAAAGCCCUUCUGGCUGAUAAGGCUUCGGACACUGUAUUAUUGAAUCAAGAACAGGUCCUCCAACAGGUGACUUCCAGCUGCCCUGCUUGUGCUCAAGUUAAUCCAGGAAAAGCCCGUCUGAGCGGAGGGAGCCGUCUGUGAGGCCACCACCCUGGAGUCCAUUGGGAAAUUGACUUCACUGAGGUAAAACCCGGACUGUAUGGAUACAGAUACCUUCUGGUUUUUGUAGACACCUUUUCAGGAUGGACAGAGGCCUUCCCUACCAAGAAGGAGACCGCUAACAUGGUAACCAAGACUCCUGGAUGACAUCUUUCCCAGGUAUGGAAUGCCCCAGAUAUUGGGGUCAGACAAUGGUCCCGCCUUUGUCUCCCAGGUAAGUCAGAAGGUGGCCAGGCUAUUGGGGAUCGAUUGGAAACUCCAUGUGCAUACCGCCCCCAGAGCUCAGGACAGGUAGAACGCGCGAAUAGAACCAUUAAGGAGACUUUAACCAAAUUAACGCUUGCAACUGGCACUAGAGAUUGGGUGCUCCUACUCCCACUAGCCCUUUACCGAGCCCGGAAUACUCCUGGGCCUCACGGCCUAACCCCGUUUGAGAUUCUAUAUGGGGCUCCCCCACCAAUUGUAAAUUUCCUUCACCCUGAUAUCUCCUCUUUUGCCACUAGCCCUACCCUGGAGGCGCACCUCCAAGCCCUCCAACUGGUACAGAAGACGGUGUGGAAACCCCUGGCCGAUGCCUACCGGGAGCAACUGAACCGCCCGGUGGUACCUCACCCAUUCAAGAUUGGGGACUCUGUCUGGGUUCGACGCCAUCAAUCCAAGAACCUAGAGCCGAGAUGGAAAGGACCGUACAUCGUCUUGUUAACAACUCCCACCGCACUCAAGGUUGACGGGAUAGCGGCUUGGGUCCACGCGUCGCAUGUGAAGGCCGCCAAAGAACCCGACAAAGCGGAGAACGCCGAGACGUCUACAUGGAAGGUUCAACGCUCUCCAAACCCACUGAAGAUAAGACUUAUCAGAGGGGAGGGACCCUAA
Messenger RNA from Peromyscus eremicus (cactus mouse), 5175 nucleotides. RefSeq lists its product as uncharacterized. Gene Ontology annotation, biological process: proteolysis; virion assembly; DNA integration. Gene Ontology annotation, molecular function: nucleic acid binding; zinc ion binding; aspartic-type endopeptidase activity. The record is from RefSeq and is a predicted model, not a curated record. NCBI's taxonomy places the organism in Eukaryota, Metazoa, Chordata, Mammalia, Rodentia, Cricetidae.